AUGCGGUGGCGGGACCGUGUCAUCGUGCUCUUCUUCCCACGAGGUGUGAUGCUCACUGUGGCUGCACUGAUGCUCUUCUUUAUACACCUGAGCAUCCUUGCCAGUGACGUGUACAACUUCUGCAUCACCCACUACUAUGACAAGAUGAGUUUCCGCUACACAGUUGUUCUGAUGUUCUCCCAGGUGAUCAGCAUCUGCUGGGCUGCCAUGGGGUCACUCUACGCUGAGAUGACAGAUGACAAGCCUUUUCGGUGCUUUGCCCUGACCAUCCUGAUGCUCAACGGAGCUGUGUUCUUCAACCGCCUGUCCCUGGAGUUUCUGGCCAUGCAGUACCGGGAGGAAUACUACUGA
Molossus molossus (Pallas's mastiff bat) is the source of this 351-nucleotide messenger RNA. It is a transcript of the gene CATSPERH, whose product is annotated as transmembrane protein 262. NCBI's taxonomy places the organism in Eukaryota, Metazoa, Chordata, Mammalia, Chiroptera, Molossidae. The coding region runs from base 1 to 351 and encodes 116 amino acids. The record is from RefSeq and is a predicted model, not a curated record. The transcript has 3 exons.